GCUGGGUCCGCAGCGCACCCUGAGCUCGCCCGGGUCCCUGGCUCCCGCGUAGCUGCGGCGCGGCGGCGGGCGCCUCUGUUAGCCUCGGGCCGAGCCCGGAAAGCGAAGCCUCUGCUGGAAGUUCACGGAUCCCGGACCCCCAGCUCUCAGAUUGAAGGAGGGAUUCACCCGGUCCUCUGGGGGCCUGCGCCCUGAGCCCCACAGCGGGUGGCUGCAGCCUGGAAGCUGAACUGUGCAGGCUUGUUUGGACUCAGGCCAAUCAGAGAGGAGAAAGAAGACACCGUCUCUGGAAAAAACCCUGAGCUUUCAUAAGGUUUUCCUCUUGCUGUUUUUGGUUUUCACAACUCCUUUUACAGGACCUGUUAUUUUAGCAGGUCAAAUUCUGGGGCCCAUCAUGUCCAGUUUUGAAGAUGCUGACACAGAAGAGACACUCACUUAUCUCCAGAUAACUGUUUACCAUCCUGGCCAGCUAAACAGUGGAAUUUUCCAAUCAGUAAGGUUUUACAACAGAAAAAAACUCCCCUCCAGCGAAGUGUUGAAAUUUGGCCGAAAUUCCAACAUCUGUCAUUAUACCUUUCAGGACAGACAGGUUUCCCGAGUUCAGUUUUCUCUACAGCUAUUUAAAAAGUUUGAUAGCUCCGUUCUCUCUUUUGAAAUUAAAAAUAUGAGUAAAAAGACCAGUCUGAUUGUGAACAAUAAGGAGUUGGGCUACCUAAAUAAAAUGGACCUGCCGUACAAGUGCAUGGUCAGAUUCGGUGACUAUCAAUUCCUAAUGGAGAAAGAAGAUGGAGAGUCAUUAGAAUUUUUUGAGACCCAAUUUAUUUUGUCUCCAAGAUCACUCUUGCAAGAAAGCAACUGGCCACCACAGGAGCCCAUACCUCAGCAUGGCAGUUAUUCAUACUGUUCUACUAAAAGCACUACUCCUACAGAAAUGGAUGAAAAUCAAUUGUGAACACAGAUGGCCAAGAGGAGAAUCAUGAGGAUGAAGAGCUCCGUAGUCAUUUUAUAGAUGCUCCAACCUAUUCAUCCCAGGAAAUUUAUUUUUCCUUGGCUCCUUAAGUGAAGGGAUGUGUUAGUUGGUACCAGUGACACAGUUGCCAGCCUGAAAAUAACAGCCACAAUGAGAG
Messenger RNA from Manis pentadactyla (Chinese pangolin), 1127 nucleotides. RefSeq names its product TRAF interacting protein with forkhead associated domain (gene TIFA). The transcript has 4 exons. NCBI's taxonomy places the organism in Eukaryota, Metazoa, Chordata, Mammalia, Pholidota, Manidae. Gene Ontology annotation, biological process: canonical NF-kappaB signal transduction. Gene Ontology annotation, molecular function: protein binding. The coding region runs from base 395 to 952 and encodes 185 amino acids. The record is from RefSeq and is a predicted model, not a curated record.